AUGUACUCGUUCAACGCCAGCGGUCUCCUUGCCCUAGGAGUCUCUCUCCUCUCCUUGCCAGCUCUGAUCAAUGCCGUCGAGUACAUUGAUUACAACGGUGUCAAGCCAUUUGCCGAGUCUUACAAUAGUGCUGCUAUCAAGAAGUUCCAACCAACUCUCAGUAUGACUUCUGGAUGUGUUCCAUACCCAGCCGUCAAUGAUGUCGGCCAGCUUUCGUAAGUGGGCUCUUUUUCCACCGACGGUACAAAAUUGCUAAAUGGAUCUAUAGACACGGACUUGGUACUACCGGUGCUAUCAAUCAAUGGUGGUUGUUCUGCGAGUCCUGGUCAGGUUUAUGCUCGUGGCCAAAUGGUUGAUGGAAGAUUUGGAAUUGUCUACGCAUGGUAUGUUACGCCUCUUUGCAACAAGAGGCCUUGUUUGUGACUAAUUCUCGCAUCAGGUACUUUCCAAAAGAUCAAAUUGCCCUCGGUCCAGGUGGACACCGCAAUGACUGGGAAGGUGUCGUGGUUUGGGCCGAUAAAGACGCUGCCGAUGCCAAAAUCCUCGCCGUUUGCCCGUAAGUACACUCACUCCAUUAUCUUCUUACUUCUCAUCAGACUUGUGUACUCUGGAGAUAAAAUCUGAUACCGCCUAGAUCUCGCCACGGAGGAUGGCAUUGCGAUACCUCAAACCUCAAGCUCAACGGCGACAGACCCAAGCUCAACUAUCGUCCUGACGGCACCCACGCCAUCUUCACGUCUGAUGACAACGGAGGAUCCCAUCCGUUGAUUGAAUGGUCCAAGCUACCAGCAGCUGCAUCUUCUGCUCUUGAGCAAGCCAACUUUGGUGCUGCCGUUGUGCCUCUCAAGGAUUCUACCUUCUCCGGUAACUUGAACGCGGCCAAGUUUUAG
Hymenoscyphus albidus is the source of this 890-nucleotide messenger RNA. The record is from the annotation of a GenBank genome assembly. NCBI's taxonomy places the organism in Eukaryota, Fungi, Ascomycota, Leotiomycetes, Helotiales, Helotiaceae.